Messenger RNA from Gossypium raimondii (Peruvian cotton), 1663 nucleotides. Its product is annotated as AT-hook motif nuclear-localized protein 22. Bases 460 to 1386 code for a protein of 308 amino acids. NCBI's taxonomy places the organism in Eukaryota, Viridiplantae, Streptophyta, Magnoliopsida, Malvales, Malvaceae. Gene Ontology annotation, biological process: vegetative to reproductive phase transition of meristem. Gene Ontology annotation, molecular function: DNA-binding transcription factor activity; minor groove of adenine-thymine-rich DNA binding. The transcript has a single exon. The record is from RefSeq and is a predicted model, not a curated record. Gene Ontology annotation, cellular component: nucleus.
GUUGUCUUACCAAAACUAAACCCAUCAUCAUCAUCAUCGAUGCAAUGCCUGCCUUGACCUAACCCUAACCCAACAAACCCACACGCCAUAGCUACAAAGCACAAUCGAGACCCAAACCCAUAAACCACCUUUCUCUUCCAUUUUUUGGCUAUUUUCUUAACCCCCAAUCACUGUUCAUCUUCGUUUCCUCCCAAAACCUUAACCAAUUCAACUUAGAUCUUCAUACCAGAAAGGGAAGAUGCGGUUGAUGAAACAGCUGAAAAGUUGCUGCCAGGUUAUGCUUCUUCAAACCCUUUUUUGGUGAAACCUGCAGUUACUCAAUCAGUCAAAAUUACCCAGAAAAAGAGGAAACGAAGAUAUCAACCUUAUUAGAAUUUCAGUGGGUUUCUUUCUUGCAUGUGUGUUAGCUGAUUGUUUGAUUAGGUUUGAGCUUUGAAGGGAAGAAACAAAAGAGAACAAAUGGACCCAGUAACAGCUCAUGGCCGCCCGCUUCCUCCUCCUUUCCUCACAAGAGAUCUUCAUCUAAACCCGCAACAUCAAUUUCAACAUCACCACAACCAACAACAACAACAACAGCAAAGCUCCGAGGACGAACAAAGCCGUGGCCAGAAACGAGAUCGAGAAGAAACAGCCACCACCAUGGGCGGCGGUGCCACCGACACGAGUGAAGGCAAAGAACUGGCUGUAGUCCCUGGGGCCGAAGGUGAAAUCACGAGAAGACCACGAGGGAGGCCCGCGGGUUCCAAGAAUAAGCCUAAGCCACCCAUCAUCAUAACCCGUGAUAGUGCCAAUGCCCUCCGAUCCCAUGUCAUGGAAAUCGCAGACGGCUGUGAUAUUAUGGAGAGCGUUUCGACUUUCGCCAGGCGAAGACAAAGAGGGGUUAGCAUUUUGAGUGGGAGCGGAACCGUAACGAAUGUGACCUUAAGGCAACCAGGAGCACCCGGUGCAGUCGUGACUUUACAUGGAAGAUUCGAAAUUUUAUCACUUUCUGGCUCGUUUUUACCUCCUCCAGCACCGCCGGCUGCAUCGGGGUUGACCAUAUAUUUAGCCGGCGGUCAAGGUCAGGUAGUUGGAGGAGCGGUGGUGGGUCCACUCGUUGCUUCAGGUCCAGUGGUGAUGAUGGCAGCUUCUUUUGGUAAUGCGGCAUAUGAAAGGCUUCCAUUGGAGGAAGAGGAACAGCCAGCCGCCGGACCGGUUCCAGGAAGUGGACCCUUAGGCUCACCAGGAAGCAUGGUUGGUCAACAACAGCCGCCUCCGCCGCAGCAGCAGCAACAACUAUUACAAGAUCCAAACGGAUCUUUUGCUCAAGGAUUGCCACCAAAUCUUCUAAACUCAGUCCAAUUGCCAGCUGAAGCCUACUGGGGCACAGGUCGUCCCUCUUAUUAACCAAAAGACAAAGUUUCAGUGUUUUUCUUUCUUCUUUUUUUCCUCCUUAAUUAUCCUCAUUUCACCUCUCUUGUUUGUUUGACCUUUUGAUCAUCACCUUCAUUCUUCUUCUUUUUAUAAGAUAGUUGGUGUUUUACUAUAAAUCCCAAGAAUGCUCAUCAUCAUGGGAUUCAUCUGGGUUUAAUUUGAAGAAGGAUGUACAAAUUUCAUGGAGUUCUCUUUGAUGGGCUCUUUCUUCUCUUUUUUUUUUCUUCUCAAUAGAAUAGCCUUUUUUGAA